Molecule: messenger RNA, 1053 nt
Organism: Gastrolobium bilobum
Lineage: Eukaryota; Viridiplantae; Streptophyta; Magnoliopsida; Fabales; Fabaceae
Exons: 2
Coding region: 1-1053 (350 amino acids)
Biological process (GO): DNA integration
Molecular function (GO): nucleic acid binding
Source: RefSeq, a predicted model, not a curated record
AUGUGUGAUGCAAGUGACCAGGCUAUUGGGGUAGUUCUGGGCCAGAGGAAAGAUAAACUCUUUCGUAGCAUAUACUACGCCAGUAAAACCUUAAAUGAAGCUCAGGUGAACUAUACAAUCACCGAAAAAGAACUAUUGGCUAUAGUAUAUGCAUGCGAAAAGUUCAGGCCAUACAUUCUGGGAUCAAAAGUCAUUAUUCACACUGACCAUGCAGCUCUCAGAUAUCUAUUUGCUAAGAAAAAAGCAAAACCACGGUUAAUAAGAUGGAUCCUUCUAUUGCAAGAAUUCAAUCUGGAUAUCAAAGAGAGGAAAGGGUACAAAAAUCAAAUUGUUGAUCACCUGUCCAGAUUGGAACACAUUGAAGUUGGGCUACCUAUCAAGGAAACGUCCCCUGACGAACAAUUAUUUGUUAUCAAUGACAAAGAAGUGGACGUUCCUUGGUUUGCUGAUAUAGCCAACUUCCUUGCAGCAAGACUGGAACCAUAUGAAGCAAGCUGGAUUCAUAAAAAGAAAUUUUUUCAUGAUUGCAGGAACUAUCUCUGGGAUGAACCUUCAUUAUUCAAAAGAUGUGCGGACCAAAUGAUAAGAAGGUGGCCAUCUCUUUUUAAAGAUGCUCUUCAAUAUGCUAAGCAAUGUGAUAAAUGUCAAAGGGAGGGUAAUCUAACUAAACAAAAUGAAAUGCCCCUUAAUCCCAUAUUAGAAGUUGAAUUGUUUGAUAUAUGGGGCAUUGAUUUCAUGGUCCCUUUUUCGCCUUCUUGCGGGAACAAAUUUAUAUUGAUGGCUGUUGAUUAUGUAAGCAAGUGGGUAGAAGCUAUUGCCUUACCUAUAAAUGAUGCCAAGGUGGUUAUAAAUUUUUUAAAGAAAAACAUUUUGACAAGAUAUGGGACCCCCCGCUAUAUCAUCAGUGACGGUGGGAAACAUUUCAUUAACCGCCAGUUUGAGAGGUUGUUGGAAAAAUAUGGAGUCAAACAUAAAGUUGCAACUUCAUAUCAUCCACAUACCAGUGGACUUAUUGAAGUCUCUAACCGAGAGGUUAAGAGAAUUCUAGAGUAG